AUGAUUGAUGACAAUCCAGUGGAGGCGGUUUUUGAGAUGUUGGUGUGUUUAGCAGAGGUUUCUCCCAAUUUUAAAGGAUACCUUGAUGGUAUUUUUAAAAGUUAUGUUAAAAAGACUAGAAAGGAAGGAGUGGAAAAUAGUUAUUUGCUUAAAAUGUAUAAUACGGUUGUGAGCAGGGUUGACGUCUUCCCUUUUCGUCUACAACUUGAAUGGAUGUCUAAUUUUACUCUUGUACAAAUUGAAGCACAUUCAGUGGAAAUUGUAAAAAUUUUGGGUCGCAAAAAUAAAAAUUGUUUAGCAUUCUCGCAAACAGCUGCUACGAAAAGGAUUUUGGAGGGUUUUCCGCCGUAUUUGAUACGAGCAGAUAGUAAUCGAAUACCUAAGUGUUGGAUUGUGAGGCCUUUCAUAGAUGGGCGGAUGGAAGAAUGGAUGCAGGAUGGACGGAGAGAUGAAUGUGGGAUGGAUUCCAUUGUUGGUGACAGGAUUCGGAGCAAAAGUGCCAUUAACAGCUGCUCAUUAAAAAGUUUACUAAAGGUUGAUCUCUCAUAG
Molecule: messenger RNA, 549 nt
Organism: Echinococcus granulosus
Lineage: Eukaryota; Metazoa; Platyhelminthes; Cestoda; Cyclophyllidea; Taeniidae
Exons: 5
Coding region: 1-549 (182 amino acids)
Source: RefSeq, a predicted model, not a curated record